UACACGGGAACACCUGUGAACACAGUCUGGUUCGACGCCAUCUGUAUUCUGGCAAUCAGACUUCUGGCAUUCGUGAGUAUUGAAGCCAUCAAUGCUGUAUUCUCAAUUGCUGUCACUGCAUCGUAUGUUGCUGACAUUACGCCCAUCACCACCUGCUUUGCGUUCAAAAAUGAUUUUAAACCUGGUCCAUUUAAUCUCGGUAAACUCAGCUUGCCAAUCACUGUGAUUGCUGUGUUGUGGAUGGUCUUUGUGAUCACUGUUUUCUUCUUUCCCGCGACCCCACAAACAACUCCACAACAGAUGAACUAUACAGUUGUGGUACUCGGAGGGUUCAUGUUUCUGGCAAUUUCCUAUUAUUAUUGUCCGGUGUACGGAGACCAUAUGUCACCUCUACGUUCUGGCCUGUCGCAAUACUCGUAG
Messenger RNA from Suillus clintonianus, 420 nucleotides. RefSeq lists its product as uncharacterized. The annotation marks the transcript as partial. Gene Ontology annotation, molecular function: transmembrane transporter activity. Gene Ontology annotation, cellular component: membrane. The transcript is spliced from 2 exons. Lineage: Eukaryota; Fungi; Basidiomycota; Agaricomycetes; Boletales; Suillaceae. Gene Ontology annotation, biological process: transmembrane transport. The record is from RefSeq and is a predicted model, not a curated record.